UUCCCUUUAAAUUUGGUCAAGACCUUAUAAAUAGUGAGCUGCUUUAGUUCCCCUACAUCACUCCCUCGGUGGAACGCUUAGAGGAGGGUUCACUGCAUGAACAGCGCUACUGUGGACAUCAGUGUAUAGCGUGAUUCGGGGAGGGACUGAAUGUUCAAAAUGUCGGUGUCCCCCCUCGCCGGGGCUCUGUGCUGUGUUCUCCUUGUGUCUUGGGCCUCAGCAGCAGAAAAAGAUGAGGAUGCAAGGUCACCCGAAAAUGAGGACAAAUUCACGGAUUAUUUUGAAUAUUACAUUAAAGAAGCCAACCAUUCAGGGGAAGGGUGCAAUAUGGAACUUGCCAAGAUGUGUCUUUUAGGAUUGUCUAAUGGUACCCUAACAGCCAUGAUUUCUAGUGACUCGGAGGAGAAAAAAAGAUCCUGCGAAAUGGCCUGGAGAACCAAAAUGUGCAUUGAAGGAGUCAUGACCUCCUGUCCUGAGCGUCAAGGGAUGGAGAAAAUCUUGGAUCCGUACGUCCCUCUUCUGACCUCCAUUGCAGAAACAGUUUGCAAUGAUGAAAUGGAUAAAGAUGAACAUAAUGAAGAAAAUGGAGAGAACCAAGAGAGAGCUAGACAAGAUGCCUGGUCGGUGUCUAGGGAAGACAAGAUGGGUUGUAAUCUGGACUUGGUGGGGAUGUGUAUCUCUGGCUUCUUCUAUACAGCUGUUGGUUCUUCUCGUAAAACAUCCCCAUUCUCAUUCACCGAUGGACUGUGCUGGCAAACAGGAACAAGUUUAUCUUGUCUUGUAUCCACAAUGCCAAAGUGUCGUCAUGAGAAGAUCAGAAACUUUGUUAGUAUGAUGGCAGCCCAGCUUCAGAUCACACAAGAGGCAGCAUGUAAGAAAUCUAAGGGCUGUAACUUUGAGAGAGCAAUGGAAAACAUGAUGGCAUUCCAGAAUGCUGUGGAUUCUCCUCUUGUCCAGAUGCAGGGAUCCCCCUUGGCAUGCAGCAUUAUGGAUGUGACAUUAACAAUGACCAUGUCUGACCUGAAGGACUGCCCACAAGAGGUUUACACAAUGGUCAGUGGAGGAAUUCACGUAAUGUACAAGGCCAGGGAGGCUGUCUGUAUGAAGGGGAAGUAUCCUCACAUUGACAUGCCCAAGGUCCCAAUGCUGGAUGAGGUGACCACACUCGGAGCUAUUGUUAACAGUCCUUUUGCAACAAAAGAAACUGUUUGCCCGUUAUUUGAGAUAGCCAUGAAGAAGCUGAUGACAAUGAAGUCAGACGAGGUCUCGCCAGACUCGGUAAUGCAUCUGAUGGACACCAGCAUGAGGAUGAUGGGAGAACUGUGUGCCGACGAGAAAAUGUGGGCCGAUCUGAUGAACCGCACCCUAAUGAAUGACCCCAAUCGACCCUGCAUGUUUACAGAAUCGACCAUGUGUGACCUGGAUCGUGCCCAAGUCUGCGUCGCCCAGUCUCAGCUGGAUAUGCUGCUGGGUGAUGUGGAAAUGUUUGGAUGGGAGCCUGUUUGUCGUGGCAUUGAGAAGAUGACAAGAUGUGUGCAGUACAUGACAAAUGGAUGCAAGAAUUCCUCUGAAGUGACCAUAGAGAGAAUCAGUCCCAAAGUGAGGGAGAUUUUCUCCACUGCUGCCGAUCACUGCCCAGUCAAAACCUUACUGGAGAUGAGAGGGGCAUGCUACCCCAGGAAAUGUAACAUUCAACAGGCUCUCAGCUGCUUCAGCAUUCCAACUGAGAGUGACAUCGCCUCUGGCCAGACUUGCAGUUUCAUCAACAAGACACUUAGCUGUGUAACAGGAAACAUCAAUGGAUGUGGAAUGUUGGAAUCUGCCCAGCCUGUGGCUUAUGCAUUAAAGAGAUACCUGGACUGGCUCAAGCCUUACUGCAUGGACGUUGUGGCCGACCGGAUGCUACAGGCUCUCCCAGAGUGCAGCGUCAAAUACCUGGACGGAUUCAACUUUGUUCUGACCCACUCCACCAAUUUUACACAGGAUUUCUGUGGCUUCCACAUGCACAUGGCUGAUCAGUGUGAUGAGAUGGAUGAUUUACCUGCCUUUUCUACAUACAGCAAAGCCAAGCUCUACUCUAGGGCUGCCAUGAUUUCAUGGAUGUGUCAGAAAAAUGGUUUUGGUAAAGUACUGAAUGAGACUAGGAUAAAAACAAGAAUGGAGGAGCUAUACAUGGAAUCCAAAAGUGUGCCAGAAAUGGAGAUGAUGAAUUAUGAAAUGGCUGGGUCAUGUUUGACUGUUUACAUGCUGCGGCUUUUAGAGUUUUUCUCUUUACCUAUUCCCCAAAGGGAAGUUCUCUGCAGAUCUGUUGAACAUACUAAAAAGUGUGUGCAUGACCACUUUGCCAAUGCGACAGAAGCCAGGAAACGGACAGCUAUGGACGCAAUGAAGGUAGUGAUGAUGCUUCACCAGCAGGUCUGUCCCAUGGAGAUGAUGGAGAGGCCAAAGACAAACAACAAUACCUGUAAUGUCAACGCCAGUGUCUGGUGUCUGGGUAUGAUGGGAAAAUAUCUGUCCUCGGCUUCAGCCUUCCACACAGAAACUCACUGUGGUGCCAUAAGCAUGGGUAUGCAUUGUGUUUACAACAACACUAUGAACUGUUCAGCAUCUGAGAAGGCGCUAGUAAAAGAAGCCAUGGAACCUAUUCUUAGCCUAGCAGGAUCAGCAUGUGAAGUAAACACUGAAGAAGCAUGUAAUGUAACCAAGGCUUUGAUUGGUCGAUUUAUACCAGAGACAUGUGAUCAGACAGCCAUACAAAAUUGCUGGGAUUGGUACAACAAUGCAAAGGAUUACUACAUUUCAACCAAUAACACAAAAGCUCUCUGCAGCAUGGGACAGCAGGCAGUAAUGUGUGCUCAAGCCAGUUCUAGAAGUUGUGAUGAACCAACCACAAAAAGACUUGUAACAGAUCCUAUCCAAACCCUCAAAACCGCAUUACAAACGACAUGCAGGGCCAUGUUUUCUGAGAUGGAGACAAGAGCUCGGGACAACAGCACAAAGACAUGUGAGAUAAAGCCAGCAAUGGUGCCAUGUGUCGGGGAUGUAGAAAUGUGUUUUAGCAGUUCGGAUCCAGCAGAAAUUUGCAGGAACCAGGACUCCAUCAGGGCCUGCAUUACUCUUAUGAUGAAGGGCUGUGACAAAUACAUGGUGUAUUCCUACUCCUCCUCCAUCAAAAUGAAUCAGGACAGCUUGGAGGAAGCCAUUAAAGGACCUUGUAACCUGGUCCCUGAUAACCUUCCCACAAUGCCGAGCAACUUCUCCCAAGACAUGAAAUGCAUAGCAGGCAAUGCCGUGUUUGAAAAGUAUUUGUUCGACAAUUCUGCCACAGAGGGAAAUCUUUGUGAGAUUUUCACAAACAUGUCAGAGUGUAUUUUGGCCAAUGUCUCAGCUGUUUCUCUACCUUGGAGGAAUGCCUUGGAGUCCAUCAGUCAUACUGUUAAGAAGCAAGUGCAUUUCAGGUGCUCUAUUGUAGAUAACAUGAACAUGGUAUAUAAAGAUGAUGAAAGGAAUUCAACAGAUUUUGAAAUGCCACAAAAUUCUACUUGUGAUCCCUUCACUGCCUCGAUGUGUAUGUACAAUUACGCUGCCUCUAACCUUUUCCCGGCAUUUUAUCCCAUCAGAGAAAGAGAACUAACAUGCAGAAAAAGAAGUACUGACGUUCAGUGCAUCCAUAAAAAUCUAAUGGAAUGUCCUGCUGCAGUCAAAAUGAAGACAAUUCGGGUCUUGGAUUGGUUUAAUAGUAUUGGGAAGAGCAUUGGAAUCUGUAAUGAAGAACCGCCAAGAAAAUGUCAGCCCAAGGAGGCCAUGAAAUGCGUGAGCAUGCUCAGUGAAGGAAUCAUGAAGUUCGGAAUGACAGAACAGGCACCUGCUGUCUGCUCUGGGAUCGUAUCUACUGAGUUGUGUGUACUGGAGAACACCGCUGGUUGUGAGGCUGGAGAACGGGCCUCUGUGGAGGAUGCCUACAAAGACGUGUCCAGUGUAGCCAUGAAAACCUGCCAGAUGGACAACACUAAACCCAUGCAGGUCAUGCAGAGAAGGCUCAGUGCGGAAAUGUGUGACAUGAAGAAAGCAAAGAUGUGCUUAAGUGGAAUGUUUGACAAGGUUGCUAUGACAACAGUUUCAACGGAAGAAGUAGACCAAAAGAAACUUUGUGGUGAACUACAUGAGAUGGCAGAGUGUGUCCAGAAGAGCAGCAUGAACUGUGGUGAGGAGGACAGAAUGAAGAUGGCUGCCCACGCUCCGCUGGUCAUGGGACUUCUCAAGGGAACAUGCUCAGAGGAAGAAGAGGAAGAAGUUCCAUUUUGUGUUGUAGAAUCCAACAUGUGUAAGAUGACAGCAGUGAGAUGCCUGAGGGAUUAUAUUCAGAUUUCUACAAUGGAUUCCCUCUCAGACUACUGCAGGCAGGUGCCCCCUACCAUGAAAUGCCUGUCUAGUGCCAUGACUGGCUGUAACAAGAGAUUCCAGAGUUUGGUGGGUAUGGCUAUAGACCAGAUUGGGGAGACCUCCGGAAUGGUGUGUAAAUCUGAGGGCUGUAACAUGGAGCUGGCUUCUAUGUGUAUGAUGGAGGCGGGAGCUCUACUGAAGAUGCCUCCACAGACAUUUACUGACAGUCCUCUGUGGUGUGGAUUUGUAAAACAUGCCUUGAGCUGUGUUGAGAUGCAUGGGAAAUCUUGUGAUAUGAGCAGGAUGCCUCUGUCAGCCGCCUGGUACAACUCCAGUAAGUGGAUGGUUGGGGUACUGUGUCAGGAGAAACCCAAGCCUAACCCAGUCCUGGCUCUAGCUCCUUCCUUCCAGUUGGAGGGGCUCUUCUCCUUGGUUUCUUUGUUGGGUAAUAGAUACUCUACCAAGGAGACAAUUUGUCCACAAUACAGGAGCAUGAUGAUGUCUGUUUACGAAGCUGCUUUUGUCUUGAGCCCCGAAGUGUAUGCUCAGAUGGUUCAGGUGUAUCGCCUACCCAUGAAGAUAGUGGGUAACAUCUGUUACAGUAGAGAGGAGGGCUGGACUAUGUCAGACAAGAUAGCCACGUGUGAUGUUAAGGCGGCCUACCAGUGUGCACAGGAAGCAGCAAUACACUCUAAAAUCACCAGCAGUGUAUUCUAUGGCUGGGAACCAGUCUGCCAGUCCCUGGAGAAGAUGACGUGUUGUGUAGAGACAGCUACCAGUGACUGUAUGGACCACCAGUCAGUCCUAGCCGUCAGGUCUCUCUAUCGCGAGGUCUAUACUGCUGUGGGAGAUAAGUGUUCUGCUCGAGAUAUCUCAGCUCGACUCAUGAAGUCCUGUCCAGUACCAGUCCCUAAGAAGUGCGAGAUCACUAACGCUAUCAAUAAAUGUCUCCUAAAUAUUGGGUCAGAAUCGGACAAACAGCAGAUUUGCAGCAAACUGCCAGAUGUUGUUAAAUGUGUCAAAGAACACACAGAAGGUUGUGCGGCUACCCAGAAUGCACCUCUGGAGUUUAUCUUGCGUAAAUACAAGGAGUGGAGGCAGUCUUCCUGUGACCUCAGCGGGGUCAACCCAGAGGUCAUGGUGAAGGAUGAAACCUCAGAUAUGGCCAACUGUACACUGUUGUACCUGGACAGCUAUUACAAGGGUUUGAUCACCAAAUCCAGCUUCAUGGAUACUUUAUGUUCAGCCAAGAAAGAGGAAGAAAAGUGUAUCGGACAAGCUAAGUACAUUCCGCUACCGAUGCAGUUCAAUUUUGCCCAGACUAUGGAUCAGUAUCAGCAAUUCAGACAGAUGUGCAAUCAGACAACAUUUGAAAACAAGCCAAUGCCUAGCGAACCAUCAAGUUGUAUGAUGGAUAUGGCUGCAAUGUGUAUAGUAACUUAUUCUCAGGCUGUGGUUAGAUGGAAACUGACCCCAAUGGCAGAUAGACUCCCUAUGUGUGGAAAGAUUCUUGAUGUUCAGAGGUGUGUCAAUAACAGUAUACAGACCUGUUCCAAGCAGCGACAAGACGUACUUAGGGAUGGUCUGCUCUCCCUGGUCUAUGAACAUAUGGCAGCCUGCCCAUCAUCUAUUCUGCCUGCUGUCAAGCAAAUGGAUGAUGUGUGUGCCCCUGAUAUGGCUUCCAUGUGCUUCGAGCACUAUGGCAUGUACAUCAGUGAGAUCACUCCAGACAAAAAGGGGGAGGCUUGCAGUAAAUUCCAUGAGACACUUAAAUGUGUUCAUCAAUUCACCAAGAACUGUUCUGACAGUGUCAAAGGUUCUAUCGACUUUAACCCCAUUAUGAACCAUAUCCGUAAUAUACUGGGGAAUUCCUGUCCCCUGUUGUCUACCAUCAUAUGUAAUGUGGAUAUGUGGGAAUCCACACUGCAACACUCAAGAUGUGAACUGCCCAAAGCAAAUCAGUGUCUGAUGAAGCUUGACGAAUACGCUAAAGCCAACAUGACCAAAAUGGACGGAAUGUGCAUGGAAUAUGCAAAAACCUUAGAGUGUGUUUUACAAAACACCAUGACCUGCAAAGCUGAAGAUGUCAAGGAAAUCAACACCACUGUACAUGUCAUCAUGGCAACACUAGGGUAUGAAUGCAUGAAGAUGGCUGCCAAGGAUUCUAAGACAGGGAAUUCUGGGAUGCAGGAAAUGUCCUUCCCCCUGCUGGCUGUUGUCGAGACUUGUAAGGCCAGGCCUGUGUGUUCACAAAGAUGGCUGGACUGUGCUCCAGACAUGAAUGUUACUGUUGUCUGCAACAGUGGAGAAAAAAUUGCCAAUUGCAUGUUGGAAAAAGCUGUUGGCUGCAGCAAUGGGGCACAGUUGAGAGUAGCUCAGGAUGUUCGAUAUUUUGCAAAAGAAUUACAAAAAUACUACACAGGUGGCAAGUGUAAUUUCUCUGAAGUAGUGAUAGAGAGAACUGAGAUAUUAGUUCCCAGAAUGUUCGACAGUGCAUGCUACCUACAGUUUUCUGCCAACAUCACCGCCGUCAUGAAGAAUGCUUCAGCGUCUUUCUGGGAUGUUUGCCCCAUUCUCAGUCAGACACAGCAGUGUUUAGAGAGGGAGGGCUCAAUCCUGGAACCCAUGAUUGGAGGGAUUUGGAAGUUAGCUGCCCACAAGGUUGAUCUUAACAAGUGCUUUGAUGGAUAUGCAGAGGCAAUGAUGAAAAUGAAUAUGAGCAGAGAAGACAGAAAGAUGAUGGAAAUGGAAGACUGGAACAUGACAAUGCUGUACAAUAGGACCAUGAAAGAGUCCUCUGAUUGUGAUAUUGAAAUGGCCACUAAUUGUAUAGACUAUAUGGGAACUUUAUCUGUGUUUGGAGGACCCACUCCCAUGGUUGACAGAGCAGCUGCUUGCAGAGACAUUGCCAUUGGACAAAAAUGCGUUCUUCAUUCCACCAUGCAGUGUUCAGCAAAACUCCGUAUGAAGUUCUUAAAUACAGCAAAGACCCUCAACAAUAUUGUCCAAUCACAUGGCUUCUGUCUGGAUGUUAAGGAGGUUGCUAAGGACUCCUUCAGGGCAGAGGUCAUGAAGAUGGAGUGUAAUGAAGAAGAAGCUAUGCAGUGUCUGGGCAUGCUCAGUCUGUCUAUUCAGCAGCAGCAGUACAUGGAUACCAGAAGUGCUGUUUGCUCACAUCUACUCCCUGUUGAGGUCUGCAUUGCUAAGAAUACCCUGAAAUGCAUGCCUCCUGUUCGCAAGAGCAUUGAAGCAACCUACAUGGAUCUGAAAACCAUUGCUGAAAAUCUCUGUAAGUCUCGGCCAAAGACAGAAGAGAUGAGCGAUGAUCACUGCCUGUCAGACAUGCCAAUGAAACAGAGCACUAUGUGCAGUAUUCCAGAAGCCAUGUAUUGUAUGAAUUCUAUACAUACUAAGAUACUCAGGAUGGCUGAGCGCCAAGAGUCUGUCUGCAGUGUGUUGCCUGAGUUGAGGUCAUGUGUCUGGAAUCAUGUAGGAGGCUGUGAGAGAUGCCAACAGGACAGCGUCUAUAACACCAUGCAGGACGUGUUCCGUCGACUCUCCAAGCUUUGUCCCCACGCCAUGUGUAAUCCUUGCGGAGCUCGCUGGUGUGCGGAUCAACUCAACAUGACCAUGAUGAAGGAACACGAGGGAAUGGACAAUCAGCGAAACAUGACCAUGAUGAUGAAAGACAAGCAGAUGUCAUGUGUUGAUGUCUGGAAGAUGCGUCAGUGCAUGGAGAUGAACCUGGGGACCUGUAGUGUAGAGGAGGUCCAUCAUGUCAGGGAGACUCUGGAGAAGAGAUUGGCUCCCAUGAUCCCUGCCACAUGUCAGGCAAAACUCAAGUUCAGCGAAUGUGCUCUCCACUUUGCUGUCAUGGCUCAAAGGAUCAUUGGGGUAUCGGAGGACAUGAUGCCAAAAGCUGUGUUGGCAGAGGUGCAGAAAAUCAUGAAUGAGUACAUGAAGAACAUGCCUAAACCUGCUACAUACGAGGAACAACUGAGAGCUGUGCAGAGACUGAUCAAGAUUGUAGGCAGUAUGGAGAAAUCCAAGUCCUGUCCCCCCGAGUCCAAUGGCUGGCCGUGGGGACUCCCAGAGGACCGCCCCACACAAUGUAAGGAGGCCACAUCAGCCUGGCAUUGUAUGGCAACACACAUGCAGCAGCUGCCCAAAGACAAAGUUCCUAUGGUCAACGCCUCACUGCAGCUUAUUGGUCAACUCUUAAAGGAUAAAUGUGAUGAAAAGCCUUUGAGAUGCUUCAGUUGUAAAAAUGCUAAAUCAAAUGAGGAAUGUAAUGCACAGCCCAUGGAAAUGUGCAAGGGACAUUAUCAGAUGUGCUACACAGUAACAACACUUCCUAAAACAAUGAAUGAUUCAGAAACAGAUGGUAAGACGCAAGACGAUGACACUAAAGACAGCAGAACCAAAAGGGAUGCUCAUGAUAAGGAGGAUAUGAAGGAAAUGAAGGGGUGGAUCAGUAAAGGGUGUACAAGAAGAUAUCCACUUCUCCAACAUGACACACAAUGUAUGGGUGAAGGGAAAUGUGAAUAUGCCUGUUAUAAAUCGGACUGUAACUACAUGUCUCACUCUGCCAUCAGAGAUGAUAUGUCUUGUGACCCUAAGAUGGCAGCCAUUUGUGGAAUGCAUCUAGUGAGUGAUCUAUUGUCACAGGAGGAAACAGAUUGUGGGAAGGUACAGGAGUACCUGAGGUGUAUGUACCAUCACACAGAGAAGUGUAUGUCCAGCAGUGACCAGCACAUGCACAAGCUGGCCGUACAGCUGGCCUCCACUGCGGGGCUGGUCCGGUGCUACGCUGAACCAGAGGCGUGUCGUUGUGGGCGUUGUACCGCACUGAUAUUCACCAAUCUGGCUCAGAAUCCUCUACUGUCCAGAGAACAAGUCUGCAUGGCUGCUGCUGAGGUUCAGUCUACCAUCCUGAAAACUGUAAUGACCCAAGAGUGUAAAAUGGAGGACAUGAAGAAUUUAUAUGAAGCCACAGAAGUCGGCAUGUCCAUGCUGGGAGAUAUGUGUAAUCCACCAUUUAUUGGAGAGAUGCUGGGUAAGCCUAAGUACAACAUGACGUGUAGUAGAGAGGCUGCCGCUAUGUGUCAGGAGGCUACGCCGUGGGAAGAAUAUGCCAAGAAAAAUGACACCAGAGUCUGUGGGAUGGUGAGGAGGAUGUUUUACUGCUCUCACCUCCACACAGAGAAGUGUGUGUUGACCCAGACAGAACUGACCGUGGCUAUGGCCGCUAUGUCCUCCAUGAUCGACUCCCUGAAGCACCUGUGUGACUUCUCUACCUUUGAGAGGGCUGUCAGGGAAGUCCAGAGCACGGCCCAACCCAGUGCUGAACAGAUCAGAGCAGUGUUAAUGCAGGCAUUUAAAGAGGACUCGCUCAAAGGAAGAGAGGUACUUGACAACAUGAAGGCAUUACAGAAGACUGUUAAUGUUAUGGAGAGGCAGCACAUCUGUAAGCCUUCAGUGGCUCUGCACAACUGCUUCUUCUACAUGGAGAACAUAUCCCCAUCGGAAUUCUGUGGGGCAGCAAACAAGACACAUGCUUGCAUUGAGAUGCUGACCCAGGACUGCAACCCCAUACAGAAGGCACCUGUCAGCUACGUCUUGAACAGUAUUCUGUCUCAGAACCCCAGGCAGUGUGAAAUCUCCAACUCGCCAGCCCCAGAAGCCACCAAAAGUCCGUAUUAUCAGCUGGCUGCUUGUGCCGCCCAGUACACAAUGAAGGUACAGAAAGCCUAUGCUACAUCAGUGGCUCAGUCUUCCAUUGUUGAGAUGUGUGAGGCCUCCAUUAUGCUGGACAGAUGUGUGUACCAUGUGGAGGUCAGCUCUGCAGCCAAGGUCAUGGUGGGCAGCAUGGCCAUGAUGACCAAAGAGCUGGUGGAUUUAACCUGUAAUGCAGUACCUAUGAAUUGGACAGGAGUGGCUUGUAAGAAGGAUGAUGUGGUUUGUAUGGUAAUGAAGAACAUGUCCAAACCAGAGGACAAACAGGACCCACCUCCACAAGAGCCCAGUAGCUGUGAGGCAGUAUAUGCAGCUGGUUGUCUGGGUAACUAUCUGAUGAGGGUUCUUACAUCAGGUUUUGUCCCUGUCACUGAACAAGCUGAUGUCUGCUGGGAGAGAAUGUACAUGGAACAGUGUGUUGUCUCCAAGACUUCCAGCUGUACCUUUAACAGGAAGCAGGAGUUCCUGAAUGCUGUAGAAUGGUUCAAGAACAUCACCAACCCUGGCUGUUCUGUCGUGACUUCAUUUGAAACCGCCAACUGCUCCAUGGCCCAGGAGUGUGUGGCCAUGGGUCUGUAUUAUCUGACAGAAAAAGAAUCUUAUGAGGACCUGGAUGGAUUUUGCUGGGGGGCAUCUAAGAUUGCCAAGUGUAUUGAGCACCAUGCAACUAACUGCUCUCGAAUGGACAUAGUGAACAUUACAGAGGGGGUAGAAAUAAUGGGCAAUGUGACCCACUUUUACUGCCCUCAUCUGGAUGCUCAAAUAUGCCCCCUGACUAAGAUGGAAGGAAGCACCCCAGGAGCUGUGUGUCAAGUGAACAAUAUGAGGAUGUGUAUAAACAGAUUUUAUGAGCAGACACAUGAAGAUCUUAAACUGAGUGAUCAGCAGUAUUGCUCAAUCCUGUCUCAGACCACAGAUUGUGUGAUGAGGAACUCCACUAACUGUCAUUCAGCGACUGUGAACGAGAUGAAGGAACUCAUGAUUCCUGGUAUCCUGAAGGCUAAUGUCAACUGUUCUGUCCUCACCCAGACUUAUCUGUCCUACACCUCCUGUCCGAUAGUAGGAAACUGCUCCAUUGCCUUUGCCAUGGGGAAAAUUACUGAGGCUGUCACCCAGUCUCAGGUUCCAGGGGCUGUUCAGUGCAGCUUGUUCUUUAACCUGCAAAGUGAGUUGUCAGGACAGACAUGUUUCCCAGUGGAGACCUCCAUUAUUAACAAGGCACUCCUCCAGUUCGCGGAUUAUCAAACUGAAGUACACAAUUGUCCAAAACAAUUCACCGGAAUCAGGCAGGCUCCAGGGGUAGUCUUUGAUAACGCUGAACUCGCCAAAUGUGCAGAUGAGAUGGGAGGGAAUCUAGGAAAUGCUCUAACUAAUCCACGGUUUGGAGUUUGGGACAUCUGCGACUCGGCCCAGAAGUACCAUGGAUGUCUGAAGACCCUGUUCAGUACGGCCAAGAGCACCAGGGAGAAGUUCAUCAUGAUGACAAUGAAGAAAUCAUACAUGGAUAUCGAGAGUUUUGUCAACGGAACAUGUGCCAAAUUGAAUAUGACCAAACUUCAGCCUGUGUCACCAGCUGCUGAACCAAGAACCUGUGCUAAAAGCCUUGCUGUUGGAUGUGUCUUGUCGUUCUCCCAGCAGGCCAUGCUCAUGGGUCAGCUAAGACCAGGAGACAUGGAGCAGUUGUGCAGGUCCAGGAUUGAUUAUUACUAUUGUAUGAUGAAUGCCACAGCCGGAUGUUCAUACGGAUUCAGCACCCAACUCCAGACCAUGAUGACACUGGCUGACUCCAUUCUGAUGGGAUCCGGUCAGUGUCCCGAGGAUGUGAUGAAGCAGGCCAAACGUAUGGAGGAGGAGGCAUACAUGGAAAUGGUCUACGGACCUGCCAGGAACGACAUCGCCAUCAAACUUAUCUCAGGAAUGAUGAUGGAGAGAAUGGAAAAGAAAGAUGACGAGGAUGAGAGAGAGAUGGGAGAUGAGGAUAUGAAGGAAGGAAUGGAGGAGGAUGACAAGAAGGAAGGAAUGGAUGAAGAUGAAACAAAGAAGGAAGGAAUGGAUAAGGAGGAUAUGAUGAAUGAGGGAAAAGAUGACAAGAUGGAAGACAAGGAUGAAAUGGACAAAGAGAAAAUGGGAGAUGAAUCAGAUAUGAAGACUAUGGAUAAAAUGAGGAAAGGUUGUGACACUAGAAUGGCAUCCAGAUGUAUGAUGUAUUUCUCCAAUAUGGUUAUAAAGGUCAAUGAUUCAAAUGUCAUAGAACAUUGCAGGGAACUGGAAAAGGCCUUGCCAUGUGUGUGGAACAAUGUCAAGGACUGUGAUGAGGUCACACAAUACUUUGCAGUUCACACAAUCAAACAGGUGACUCGUUAUGGAAUGGGCAUUUGUAAAGGUGUCAUCAAAAUGAUGAUGUCAGGAAACAUGUCAAGGUCAGAGAGAGAAGAAAUGGGAAAAAUGAUGAUGUCACAGAACAUGUCGGAAUCCAUGAGAAGAGAGAUGAGGGGAAUGAUGGGUAUGUCAGAGUCAGAAGACUCCAUGAUGAACGGAAUGGAGGAAGAGGAGGAAGGAAUGGAUGGAGAGAUGGAGGAGGAUGAAAUGGAUAGAGAGAUGGAUGGGAAAAAGAUGAGGGCCAGACUGGAGGAGAUGUUCAGUAACACAGAUCCUGUGUCUAAGGUUAGAGAGAUGGUGAUGUCCUUUAUGAAAGAAGGAGGGGAGAUGGGGGAUAACUUGCAGGGGAUAAUGAAGCUCCUUAGUGUGGCCCCUGAGGACGGAAUGUGUGUGGACCCCGCCAAGUACAAAGAGUUUGGUCGGUGUGACCCCGCCGUGGCUAUGGAGUGUAUACUGGGUGUAGAGAGGGAACUUCUCAACCCCAUGUCAACCAGAUCCAGACUGUGUCUGAAACAGAACAUAGCCCUGCGUUGCUAUGCCGCUAUGUCAGUGGGAUGUGAUCACGUGACAAGCACCAUGCUGGGUGUAUCAGCAUCACUCAUGAUAUACAAGACAGGAGACAUGUGUGAUACGAAGUACGCCUCACCAUGUCAUCGGGAGGAAGAUAAGAGCUGCGAGAUGGAGGAUGCUGAGGAAUGCCUGGAAGAUCUUCAUGAAGUGGUGCUGGCCGCUAAAGACUUCCUACCAGGAUCUGCCACACAAAUGUGCAUGGUUGCUACAAAGACAAAGAAGUGUUUGAUGGAAAAACUCUCUCACUGUGACACCAAAACUAGCCAUGGAUUCCAUGACACAUUAAGCCCUGCUAUACAGUCCCUCGACUACAUCUGUCAAACCAUGCCCGCCCUGGGCUGUGUCACUUCCUUCCUCUGGAAGUCUGCCUCUUCUGUUCUCCUCACUGCAGAUUUAGCCAAGGUAGGCUCAGCGGUUCAAACCAUGAAGUUCUUCCGAGAUCAGAACAUGAGCAUACCUGACGCACAACAGGAGAAGAUGUGGAGAGAGAUGGGAGAUAAACUGAAUGGAUCAAGAAGUGAGGCCAUGACCAUGUUUGCUGGAUGGCUGGGAAGACUGACUGGGAAAGCUCCAGAGUGUAUGAAGAAAGAUGAUUACAUGCAUGGAAUGGAAGGUGUACUGACAAGUGUAUCUGGACUGAUCAAACUGACCAUGAUGGAAAGUGGGCUGGUUCAUCCAGAGAUGGACUUUGUUGAACAGGUAGAAAUGAUGAUCAGUAUGGAUGAUAAGGAUAGUGUGUUGUCUAUGGCCAUUGGUGCUAUAAAUAAAACACUGGUGGAACACAACAUGCGGCUGAACCACUCGUACCUGAUAAGAACCGCUGUCAAAGAAAUCGUACAGAUGGGGGAUAGUACCAAGAUGCUGCAGUUCUUUUAUGCCAAGAUGGCUAAGGGCAUGAUCAUGAAGACCAUGGAGAGGAUGGGUAUGAAGAUGAAGGAGGAUGAAGAUGCAGAGGAAGAAAUGGAGGAGGAGAUGCAGAAGUGGAUGGUUGAUGAGCUAGCAGACAAAGUCCGCGAGAUGAUGCCCGAUAUGACGAAAAUGAUGACCUCACCUGACUACCCUAUUGAAUACCUGUCAAAAUCAAUGGAGGUUAUGAAGAUGAAGAAAUGGUCUUCUUGCUCUGAGCUUGCUGAGGCAGCAAGGUGUAUGGAGAUGUAUACUCAUCUGAUCCCAGCUGAGUCUCGAGCCACUUUGAAUGUCACCAUGCAUGCACUAUUUACAGUUGCAGGAGCAGUUUGUGAACCUACCAAGUGCUUCCAGUGCAAUGGAAUGACAAAUAAUGAGCAAUGUAACCUACAAGGGGUCAUGACCUGUGAGCCAGGUCAAGGUUGUACAACCACAGUUGCUGAUGGAAAGAUCUACAAGGGUUGUUCUUAUCCUGUCGAUGAAUAUAAAGAUGACAGAAUGCACUUUAUGACUUGCAUGGAAAGCUGGUGUAACAAACCACUGAUGACUACACACAAAGAAAAAGACCCAAUGUGUCAGCCAUACAUGGCUAUACAAUGUGGAAUGGACCUUGUGCCAAGCCUUAUCCUCAACAGAACACCCAACAUGAGGGAUGUAUACAAGGCCUCGUGGUGUAUGGACUACCACACCUCUCGCUGUGCUCAUCGCAGCCACCAGGCUGCCAGUCAGCUAGGAUUCAUGAUCAAGCGUACAGCUCUAGAGGGCGCUUGUUCUGGUGACCCGAGUCAGUACGAGUGUGGACUUCGCAGUGUUAUAGGACUGGCUACAGCCAUCAACAAACCUGCCAUUUCCAGGGCAGCUAUCUGCUAUGAAUUGAAUAACACUUUGACCAUGAUCAGGACUGCCCAGGCUCACAACAAAUGCUCCGAGUACGAUUCUAUAGCUGUGUACGACGGACUCAAAACCAUCAUGCAGAUUCUGGGUCAUGACUACUGUCCUGGAAUGAUGGCUCGAGAUAACGCGACCUGUGAGAUGAUGUCUCGAAUGAUGUUAGGCGACAACAAAGACUCCAAGUGUGAAGUGGAGGAGCUUUCCCAGUGUGUGGAGGAACACAAGCUGCUACACAGUCUGGUCAUGAUGUCUGACAUGGAGAAGAUGGAGGCCACAAAGAAAGCCCGGCCAAGGGAUUAUGAUCAAGUCUGCAUGGAGCUAUUUUUAGCAUCACGCUGUAUGAGUUCCAAGGUCAGUGGAUGCAGUCAGACUAUUCAACAUCAAGUAAUGAGAAAUAUGACAAACAAGAUGGGAUUUUUCAUCAGACACUGCCCUAUCUCUAACAUGAUGCAUGAGAUGUGUAGUCCUCUGCCCAUGCCUGAGCCUGUCUGUGAUAUUCCUUAUGCUAAAGCAGCUUGCUUUGGCAGGUUUAUCUCAGAAAGUGAAAUGUGCAGUGCAAACAGGUCAGACCUUAUGACCACUUUGGGUUGCAUUGCUAACCACACCUCAGGAUGUGCAGUAGCCCAGGGUGUACCUGUGUUUAAAAUGGUAUUUGAUGUCAUGGCCAGUGUGACCAUGAGAUGUGGUGCACUCAGCAGAGUUUUCCAGAAUAACCAGAACAUGUACAAGAUGACAGAGGAAAUGGUUGCAAAGAUGAUACUGGAGUACAACAUAAUGCAGAAGAUGGACAAUGAGAGAGACAACAAACCAAUGUCAGGCAUUCUCAACUCCAUGUUGAUGGCCAAGUACGCACAGAAGACCCAGAACAUGACAGCAGAAGUUGUGUUUGCUAGCUUGUCACCUGUACUACGUAAUGUAACAACAGAAAUGGAAAAUGCUGUACAACUUGCCUUAUUUGGAGAUGAGACAAUGGGUGUCGCAGUCUGUAACCUUGACUACAUAGCCAGCUUCAAGAGAGCCCUGAUGUACCCCGACUGGUUCGGCCCUGUCUUCUGUGAAGCUCUUGCCGAGCUGACGUCUUGUCUGAGCCGACAGAAUCUCUCACCGGUGGCCCAGAGCAGCGUCAUGUCCAUGAUGAAUGAGAUGGCAGGUUACACAACAGAGGCCUGUAAGGGGUAUCCCGAGCAGGUGAUGUGGAAGGGCUGGAUGUUGUAUAACCUGACCCAGGGAAUGUCUAAGAUGACACUGCCUGUCCUGGCUAAUGGCACUCGACUUGAGGAGCUGUCCAAACACAUGGCUAAUGGCACUCAGGACAAAAUGAACUUGACUGCUAGGGAAGUGGCCAGCAUGCUUGAUGCCAGCAUAGGAUCUGUGGUUGACCAUAUGCUUCAAGUAAAUGAUACCUGUGAUGUGUACAAGAUUUCCACAAUCAUCUCUGGAUUCUCAGCACAACUGAUUGGACCUUUUGUACCUAAAUCACAGCAUCCAGUUUUGUGCGAUAUGUUGAACAACUCUGUGAUACCAGAAUUACGCCCUCUGAUAGCUAAGUGUUCACCAGCUCACCAGUUGUUGUACAUGGCUGUAAUGGGUACUAUGGUUAAUCAGACGAAGCCAAUCUGUGAUCAGCCUGCCAAUAACAGAGUGGCACCUCCACCUCUCUGUAAAGUGGACGAAGCUUACGGAUGUUACAUGGCUGUCUUCCCUUAUCUCAGCAGCAAUGCCGCUCCUCAGGAAAAACUCUGCAGAGCAUACCACUAUGCUGUAGCCUGUAUAGAGAAGCACACUGUAUCCUGCUCAGCAGAUCAGAAGAUGGGACUGUCCUACAUACAGGAUUAUGUACAGAGUGUCAUCGGGGACACCUGUCCAUUUGUCCAGGCCCUCAGACAGUGUUACAGCACCACCAGUACUAACUACAUCUGUAACGUCAAGAAGGCCAAGGAGUGCAUCUCUGUACUCGGAGACUACAGCAAAGGAGUCACCAAAGAUACCUGCAGUAAACUCCCCCAGAUGUUGCAGUGCUACACUACCCAGACUGCUGGGUGCUCCGGCUCAGACGUGUAUGAUGUGUCUUCCUACUUAGAAGUUUUGAUGCCAGCAUACAAGGUUCUGCCGUACUGUUAUAGUCAGGACGUGUCAGCCACAUUGUAUCGCAGCUGUCAGCCCCCACCCACAUGCUCCCUACAGGAGGCUGGAAAUUGUUACACUCCCCUGAUGACCAAGUCAUCUUGCACUGAACAAGAAGCCUUUUCAGUAAAGAACUGUGCGGCACGUCAUCUGCGAGGCUGUAACCUGAUUCAGCUUCAGGUCUUUGACUCCCAGCUGUGGUUCGGCAGACAGAACGUGGGGACCUGUAACGCCUUCACAUUAGACAGCUCCCUCAUCCCAUCAACCCUAACAGCCGAGGCACAGGGUCUUAACCAGUGUGGAAACAUGUUCCUUGGAAACAUGACUGCAGCUCUCCAGACCAGCACCAGUUCUGUAGAGAGGAUCUGUAGAAGCUUACAGAUGAUGUAUGAAUGCCUGAUGUAUAAUCAGACAGAGGACGCCCGGAAGUUCCUGACCGCCAUGUACGGAAAUUCCUUCGGCAUCACUGCAGAGCUGACAGGGCAGAUCUGUGAACAAGUUAAUACUGCAGAAACACCCAUGGAAACCAAAACAAGUGACCAGUCCUCUACGUCAUGUGACACUACAAUGGCAGCUCAGUGUUUGGCUGCCUAUACUUUCCCUGUUGUGUUCUCAGCCAAUCUAAACCGAGGAGACAAGAAGGCAUUCUGUAGUGAGGGAGCAUUCCAGUCCUGUCUCAUGCUUGUCAAGUCCUCAAUGAGUCAGUGUAGUCCUGCUGAAGUAGAACAACUGGGAGGUUACUAUACCUUCCUGGAGACCGUCAGAGACUUCUCAGGUGUCUGUGAGGAUCAUUUUGCUACCUGUUCUCCAAAUGACCUUAUGACCUGUGGCAUGGAGACCACUUUAAUGAUGAAGAAGAUGGCGGAAGGGAAAAACAUGACAAACAACAAAGACGAUGAUCCCUACUGCAGUCAUUUUGGAGCAACCAUGAAUUGUUUGAGAUCUAACUCAUUUGGCUGCUCCAAAGAGAUCAAAAUGGAGAUUGUAAAAGGAGCAGAAGAGGCCUAUUGCAUUGCCAGCGACCUCCUCAAGUCCUGUGACAAAAUGGAAGAACCCAAAAUGGAGUUACCUAAAUGUAUGAAGAAAGGCCAUAUGACUGCUACUUGUAACACAACAGCAGCCUAUGCUUGUUUGAAAUACCUGUACUGGGAAUUGGAAAGUCCAUUCGUGGAUUGCAGCUCAAUGCAUGAGACCUACACAACCUCAAUGCAGUGUUACAUGGAGAACAUAGGGAACUGCUCCUCAGGACAAAUGAUGAUAGCCAAUUCAAUGCUGGGUAUGAUACACAAAGCCGUGUACAAUGUCUGUCCCAUGAUUCCCGGAAACUCCUGCCAGGAGCCAAUGAGCUGCGAGGCGGAUCAGGCCAUGUACUGCGUGGAAAGUCUGGAUCGUUUGUUGUCUGAAGGUGGAAACAUGGAGAAUGCUCACAUGUGCAUGGCUGUUGAGAUGGCACAUGCCUGUGUAAAGGACAAGACAAGUCGCUGCUCUAUGUUCAGUAAGGGAGCCCUGGAUAUGGCCCUGAAUGCAGUCAAGGACAAGGCAGUCAAAGCCAGGAAAAUGGACUGCUCUAACUCAUUGGACCUCUGUAUGAAUAAGUUCUAUUACUCUUCUCUCGGGGUACUUCAGGGAGAAAUGAUAAUGACCAACUUAUCCAAGAUACGCAAUCAAGUUACCAAUCAGAUGAUGUGGGACAUGACUUAUGGUAAGGACCCGAUGAUGAGGAUGAGUCAGUGGAAGAUGUCAAUGGACAACAUCUCAUCCUCUGUCAUCAACAUGAUGUCAAAGGAGAUAGAGAAGUCUGUGGCGAAGAUGAUGAAGGAAGACAGGAGCAGUGAAGGGAGGAUGAUGGUGUAUGACCUUCAAGUCUUGGAUGUCAUGACACGAGGACUGAAGAGUCACCAAGACAUGUAUCUGAAGGUCAAAACCAUGCAAUGCAUGGGGGCCACCCAGGCUUUUAGUUGUAUCAUAAAUAACCUCCGCAGCUCGACAUCGGGUCUCCGUAGUGAUGUGGCAGGGUUCAUUGCAGGAGUGGGAUCAGAGCUUUAUGUGGUCAUCAAUGACAUGUGUGCUAAGGAGAGGUCCUGUGAUUUAAUGGAGGAGCCAGACACCUGUCAGAUUCUCCCAGCAGCCACACUUGCCAUGCACCAGGUUGGAUCAAUCAUGGACAUGAAGGCUUUCUGCGAUAUGCUGCCUGGCACCAUACAGAAUGUCACAGCACUGAUCCAGAGCUGUAAGGAUGAUGAGGUGAGCUAUCACUUCCGCGGUGCUUUGUCUGAGAUGAAGGCAGCCAAGGACACCAUGUGUAGGUCACAGACAGACUGUCAACUGGAUGCCGCCAAGAAAUGUAUCAGUAGCUUCCAGGCCAACCCAAGCUGCAGUGCUUAUGAGAGUACCCUGCAGUGUGUGACAGCCAACCUUAAGUCUUGUGAUGGAGAAACAAUCCGUCGUACAGAAUUAGAACUACAAGCUGCUUAUGACAAGAUUGCAUCUACCUGUAUACCACUGCCAAAUCUUGUAACAAGUAUCAAUACCAAGUCCACCCUGCGGCUGAUAGAGGGAGGUACAGAGGAGACCCUGGGUCUGAAGCUUUCUGAGUCCCCCAGUGACAAGUGUGAGGCCGGUAAAACUUGCCAGGUCAAGGUCAAACUCCAACUUAGCAACAACCCUGUCUCCACACCAAUGUGCACCGAAAAUCAAGAAAGAAUACCACAAGUAGUUGUGUAUAAAGGAGAGGGUGUUGCAGAUCCAUGUACUUUUACUUUCACUUCUGACAACUGGGAGAAAGGCACACAGAUCCCUCUGGUGGCCAGCAGUGACAUGUUGUAUGACAGAGUCCAGGAUGUCAACCUCAGUAUGGUGGUGGAGAAAUACACAGACAAUCAGCUGGUUCUCACCAGACAGAUGCCAGACAUGAAGGUUGUUGCAACUGACACUGAUCAGCCAGCUUUCUGUUCAUCUUCUGACUCCUACAUUGUUAGUUUUGAUGGAAAGACAGUCAAGAACAGAUACAGAGGAGAAUUCACAUUGUACAAGCAUGCUACCAUGCCAUAUGAGGUCCACAUUCUGAAUCAGGCCUGCACGUCUCGAUCUAAGACCUGUACUUGUGCAGCUAUGGUGAAGUCGCAGGAUGAUGUUCUGGUGGUCGAUGUGUGCAGUAAGGCUCAGGGCUCUCCAUUAGAAUCUCCAGUCAAGUUGUACAAGAAUGGAGACCUGGCUCAAGGAACUAAGAUCUACCAGGACAACGACGGAAAUCUCAUCAUGGUUGAGUUACCGACAGCUGCCCUGGUUGUCAUUCAGAGAGAGUCCAGCAAUAAACUGGGUGUCUUUGUGGUGCCUUCAUCUUUGGACUGGCUCAGAUCUGAAGGAUUGUGUGGUGUGUAUGAUGCCAACAAGAACAAUGACAUGGCCAUGCCUGUAACUGGUAGUCUGACCACCAACAAGGCUCACUUCAUCAAGGGAUGGAGGAAUAAGGCUGGUGACAGUCUGUAUAUUGGAGCACCUGCAGAUCCUACCUAUCAACCUCCAGUUUACUGUACCUGUACCGGAGAUAACACUCUAAUUCAGAACCGGUGUGAACCAAUGCUGAUAUCAAAGACCUGUCCUCUCACAACAUCAGGCAAGGAUGUGACUGCGGAGAUGGUACAGCUGUCUAACUCUGUGGGUAACAGGAGAAACAAGAGGGCUGUGGAGAGUCCAUGGGCAGGACUGUCUGGUAUUGAUGUCAACUAUGAUCCUCAGGACACAGAAUUGACAAGGUCUGCCUCAGGUAACUGGAAUCUGACAACGGGGGGUCAAUACUGUGACAGUAUGAUGGGAAGCAGUACACUAAUGAACAAGUGUCAGACACUGGUGGGCUCCAGCUUCACAGAGGCCAUCCAAGACAUCUGUGUCCAAACCAUACUGACAAACGAUGGCACCAGUGGUGUAUCUAUAGACAGCAUUGUAAAGGUCCAGUGUGAAGCCCAGCUCACUAAGAUGGCCCCCACCAUGAGUACAGACACAAGCUUCCAGACUCUGUCAGCAGAGAUCAUGACCCUGGUGUGUCCUAAUGACUGUAGUGGCAACGGGCAGUGUGAAGGAGGUCAGUGUAAGUGUUACCGUGACUACAUUGGAGCUGACUGCUCUAUCCAGGAGUCGGCAGCGCCCUCUAUCACUAGCCUGGAAGCUGACGGUCUGUGUUCUCUACAGAAUGGAGGCUGUAGGACAGUGCUAGUCUCUGGUGGACCAUUCUCUGAGGAUCUGUCUCCUAAAUGUCACUACCAGGCUACUCAGAUGACCACUACUGGUUUCUCGGCAACUGGCAAUGUCAUCCACUCCCCAGCCCAGUUUAUGACCUCCACCCUAUUAGUGUGUACCGUUCCCGACUCCCUGUCAGCCCCCGCUGGUACCGCUGUCUCAGCUAUCAGUCUGUCUGUCAGUAACAAUGGGCAGGCCAUCAGCCAACCCAAACUCUUUAUCGCCUACCACCCAAUGUGUUAUGUCUGUGAAAGCAGUGGGCAGUGUAACACUACAACAACAGGAUGCGUUAUAGGUGGUAAAUGCUACGUUGCCAAUGAAGUCAAUCCCAGCACUAUUUGUGAAUUCUGUGAUCCUGUCACAGUAACUACAGAUUGGACAAAGAAAAUUGUGCCAGGAUGUCCUGGAUCAGAUUCUAACCCUACAACCACCACCACCCCUACCACCACUACAAAGACCACCACGCCUAGUAACCCUAAUGGUUCUGGGGGUCAGGGUCAGGACAGGCAGUGCUCCACCCCGGCCCCAGUGGUAGAGCAGGAUAGGACCCUAGCCAUCAUUCUGGGGGCCUUCGCCGCCCUCUUCUUCCUCACCACUGUGGUCAUGGGCUGUAAGGCUUGCCGCACAUCAGGGGGAACAAAACACAAAUCUCUCAUGUCUGAUGACAAAGGUUCCAGGCUCAGUUCAAAUUCAGCGUCCUCCAUAGAAGAGAAAAAUUCUUCGGCCUUUGUCAAUGAAACUUACAAUGACAAUAUUAAGGAAGUGGUCGUUGAUCCAAAGAGUUCCUUUGUUUACGGAGCUGUAGCCACUAAAACUGAACCUAAAGCUAAAGGAAGCGACCCAACCAGUCUAUACCCCGAUGUAGAGGGAGUCGAAAAUUAAAGACCAUCACUAACAUAUAGAAAGUCAUCAAAGAGUAGUAAUGGAAAAUCCUCAGGAUCUAGUAGUAUUGAAGAUCCAAAAGACUAUGACAAUGUAGGUUUUACACCCUACA
This is a messenger RNA of Saccostrea cuccullata (small rock oyster), 22219 nucleotides long. RefSeq lists its product as uncharacterized. The transcript is spliced from 100 exons. Bases 151 to 22107 code for a protein of 7318 amino acids. NCBI's taxonomy places the organism in Eukaryota, Metazoa, Mollusca, Bivalvia, Ostreida, Ostreidae. The record is from RefSeq and is a predicted model, not a curated record.